CCAGCUGAAGGAAAACACUGCUGGCUAGUCAAAAACCAUGGCUGCGGAGAUUCAUUCGAGGCCUCAGACCGCUAGGCCGGUUCUUUUGAACAAGAUCGAGGGACACUCAGACACUGUCAACGCGGCCGUUUUAAUACCAAAAGAAGAUGGAGUGAUCACGGUCAGCGAGGACAGGACGAUCCGGGUAUGGCUGAAGAGAGACAGCGGUCAGUACUGGCCAAGCAUCUACCACACAGUCUCCUCUCCAUGCUCCUGCAUGUCGUACCACCAUGACAGCAGACGCAUCUUCAUAGGCCAGGACAACGGAGCUGUUGUGGAGUUUCUCAUCUCUGAAGAUUUCAACAAGAUGAACCACGUCAAAACAUAUCCAGCCCACCAGAACCGCGUGUCGGAUAUGGUGUUCUCCCUGGAGAGCGAGUGGGUGGUGAGUACCGGCCACGACAAGAGUGUGAGCUGGAUGUGCACCCAGAGCGGCAGCAUGCUGGGGAGACACUACUUCACAGCCUGGGCCUCCUGCCUACAAUACGACCACGAGACGCAGCACGCCUUCGUUGGCGACUACUCAGGACAGAUCACGUUGCUGAAACUGGAAAAGCAGACGUAUUCCACAAUCACCACACUGAAGGGUCAUGAAGGAAGUAUAGGAGCUCUGUGGUGGGACCCCGUCCAGAGGCUGCUGUUCUCAGGGGCCUCCGACCACAGCGUCAUCAUGUGGGACAUCGGGGGCCGCAAAGGACGGACGCUAUUGUUGCAGGGACACCACGAACGUGUUCAGGCGCUGCGUUACCUCCAGUUGACGAGGCAGCUGGUGUCGUGCUCGGCCGACGGAGGCAUCGCAGUGUGGAACAUGGACACGCAGAGAGAGGAGGCGCCUCAGUGGUUGGACAGCGACUCGUGUCAGAAGUGUGAGCAGCCUUUCUUCUGGAACAUCAAGCAGAUGUGGGACACUAAGACUCUGGGGCUCAGACAGCACCACUGCAGGAAGUGCGGCAAAGCUGUGUGUGGAAAAUGUAGCUCAAAACGCUCCACGUUCCCAAUCAUGGGCUUCGAGUUCCCAGUGCGUGUGUGUGACGUCUGCUUCGACACCAUCAAAGAAGAAGAUCGAACACCAUUGGCGACGUUCCACGAGGGGAAACACAACAUCGCCCACAUGGACAUGGACCCAGCCAGAGGCCUGAUGGUCACUUGUGGAAGCGACCGCAUUGUUAAGAUCUGGGAUAUGACGCAGGUGGUUGGCUGUAGCUUAGCAACAGGCUUCUCUUCGCGCUGAUUGGCCCAGCCCACUACAUGCUUCUCCCUGUGCUCCGCCCACUCUUCCUGUUACAUGGAAACCCCUCUGUACAGUGCAUCUCCCCAUCACGCCUGGGAUCUUCUGCUGCAACCAGGCCUGUUCUGGGUGAAUGGGUGAGUGUGAGAGUGAGUGUGUGUGUGUGUGAUAGUGUACCCCUCCACAGUCCUUUUGCUUCUCAUAAACAAACUCUUUAAUUUCACUAACUGUCAGUCCUACAUGAAAGUGUGUGUGACUGAUUUUUGACUAUUUGCGCUGAUCCGAAACAGAACCCUAAGCACAACAGUGUGUGUGCGCGCGCGCGUGUGUGUGUGUGUGUGUAUGUAUAAGUGUGCAUGUAUUGUAAUGGUUUCUCCUAUGGGAGGAAUUGUAUUGAUAUUAGUGUUUACAUUCAAUAUUUCUGAUGCUUCUUUUGACAAAGGUCUUUUUCUUUUUUUUAUUAUUACCCCUGCACUGUAAAAUUUGGUUUCAUGGAAUCGACCUGCCAUUCACACUAGCUUCUCCUCCUUAUUAAUGUGGCCCACUAACUGCAUCUUACUCAGUCACUGUAACAUGUACAAAACAAACCCUAAUCAUCUGUAUAUAGCUGUGCAUCAUGUGUAUAGCAGAUACUCGCUUGAAAUGACUCGCACUGAUCAAAGUGAUCAGCUUUGUUCUGUCUUUUCUUUUUUUCCUCUCUUAAUCUGUUUUUGUUCCUCUCUUUCACUAGUUGGCCUUAAAUCACUCUCAGGAGGUUUUACAUCAGUAAAUUGGGGGCGGGGUCUGUUCAUGUCAGUCGUCACUGUUAUUAAGACGUGAUUACUGAAGAGAAGACCGGCUUCUUUCUUAGUGGAUUAACUAAAUCUCUUGAUAAACUGCCACAGAAAUUUGAUAAAGUCGACCCAGCCUCCACCUCAUGAUCCCAGGUGAGGCAAACUGGAAUAUGUUGCCAUAGUAACAUUUCCUGAUGUUUCUAUUCCCAGCCAUACUGAUGUGUACCGGUGAAAUUAACAGUUCAAGGUUUGAUUAGUGUGGGUUUAAGUCUCCAACUUUACUUAGAAACGAGUUUAAAAUAUAUAUAUAUAUAUAUAUAUAUAUAAAUAUUUAUAUAUAUAUAUAUAUAUAUAGCACAGCAUCACUGUCUCCUAGGUGAUUCUCACUCCCUUUAGAAAACUUGUAGAAAACAAACACAGCACUGAUGGUGUAAACCCGAUGCCUCAUGAGAAUUAGUUUUCAUCUGUAAUCUAAAAGGAUAAAAUAUAUAAAUAUUAAUGUUUUUUUUGGUGUAAAUUUGAGUUUCGUGCCACCAGAAAGGCAACAGGUACUGGACAGGUACUCCAAACUAAAUGCAGCAGUAACAGCUGUCAUGUUGAAUCGUCCGCCCCCCUCCCCCUCCCUCCCUGCUGAAUCGUGGGUCAGAUCAGGGGUGCCUGUCUCCUUUCAAAAAAGCCUUAAAGAGAGACGGAUACACUCACAAAGCCUUUUUUAGUGGUUUGUCAGUGCUCGCAACUGUUUCAUUCACUCACUCACUCACUCACUCACUCACGCUCGUUCACUUUCUCACGCACUCACCUCAUUACGAAGCUCUGGAUAUCUCUGGAUAUCUUGACGGCAUUUCAUGUCUUCCUGUCUUUUUCACUUCCUGCUCUGAGCUCUCCUCCUUCCCCUCACAAAUCUGUGUGCAUCAAGGACGUCUCAUUACACUCUCACCACUGCACUGAAUUGCACAACUCGGUGGUCUUUGUCUUUGAAUCAAAACCUUCUUUCUUUCUUUUUCUAAGUUCAGAUUUGGGAGGGAUAAUAGCUGAAUUCGAUGUAGCGUCCCUGUAAAUAGCGGCUAAUAUCUUCUAAUGUUAGACUUGAUGCUUGCCUUAUUGUAAGUGGAAAAAUGAGCAUUAUAAUGUCGGGAUUCCUGAUUUGAAAAUGUAGUCACAUUCCAGUUUUCUGAUCAUGUAGUGUAUAUUUAUAUUUGUAGUAAAGUAUUUAUCUAUUAUCACUGUAAAUGUUGUUUACUUUUCUUUGUGCCCAUCUAAUAGUCUUUAUUUCUGUCAUAGUGACAAACAAAAAACAUGUUGAAUGCUCUUUAUGAAGCAAACUCAGUAAUGUUGAGAUGAGCUGCAGUGUUUUACAUCUUAACACGGACAGAUAUCGACUGGUUGAUCGCGUGUCAGCGGUGGUUACAGCCUCUAUUGUUUCCCCACACACACACAGUGUCACACAAUAUCAUACUUGGGGUUAGACUGAUUGAUUUGAUUUGUCAGUAGCCAGUAUUUUAUUUUUAAAUCUGAACAUCCCUCUGUCGUUUCCCUUCAAAAUCAGAUUUUUGUAAAAGGUGAAAAAACCUCAAAAGACAGGACUUUCUCCCAAACAGGAGUGAAUUCAGAAAGCUCUUGGCCUUAAAAUGAUAUAGUUAUAACAAAAAAUUACAAAAUAUAUUCCGAAAGCUGCAAUAAUUAAUUUUUUUGGGCCACUUGGGGGAAGUGGAACAAGCUGUUAACACAACAUUCAUGUACUGUAUGUAAUACCUCGUUAUAAAGAUGUGGUGAAUCUGCUAGCAAACAGUUAGACAAGAAGCAACGUUUGCAUUCAAUAACAGCUGUGUUUCUGGUUAAUUUUUUGUCCACUUCCUGUUUACCACGCCCGCAGGUAGUGUACAAGGGCUUUAUCAAAGCAUCAAAACAGGGAGAUUUAAAUCAUUUAAAGCUCCACAGAGCUGAGCAACUGCAGAGAUAGGUGAUAAUUUUCUGUGGGGUCAUAGCAAGAAGUGACAUCUUUCACAUGACACUGAGCCAUUUGUGCUAUUGUUAAUAUGAAAAUAUUAAUUAGUGCAGCUUUAAAGUCUUUUGUUUUAAAGACUCAUAUUAUAACUGAACUUCUGUCGUAUCUGAAGUAUUGAACUUAAGUUGGCUGAACAAUUUUUAAUCAGUCAACAGCACUGGCAAACUGAUCUCAGUCCAACCCGUAAGUGUGAUUUUAAAAACUCAUAAAAGCGUCAUCAGGGAUCUACAGGGUUAUUGACGAUGCUACCGUACAAUCAGGAGUCAAAGCUCUCCCUUCCUUUUUUUCUGUUAACCGGACAUUGAAGCCUCUUCCAGUCAUUACUCCUCAUCAUGUCACUGCAACAAAUCACAUUUAGUGAUAAACAGAGUUUCUCCACAGCAGAUGGACAAGAUGUUAAAGAUAUGAUGGAUGGGCAGGAUUUGCUGUUUGCAGAAGCAGCUAAUGAAAUAGAUCUUCAGAUUGUCGGACCGUCACAGGAAGGAGGGGAGUAGAUUUGUGUCGCGCUGUAAAUGGUUUAUCGUUUGUUUCACCAGAUGGAGCGUUUAUAGGAGUCGUUUUGUUUCUGUCAUCUUUUAGUUCAUUAAACACUAGAACGGAUGGCCUUCAUGUUGAUGGGAGGCCAUCAACACUUUUAAACAUGAGUCAUUUUCCGAAAAACACCGUGGCCCAUAAACUCAAACUGUGUAAAUUGUUUUCUGCUUGGUUUGACUUUUUCCUCUUUGAACUGCUUGUAAAAAAAAAAUAAAGAAAUAAAUAAUAAAAAAAAAAAAUACACUUGCUGUUCCAACAUGAUGUUAAUGUAUAUCUCAAAAAUACUUGUAUUUUUUAAAUACUUUUGCUGACAAUACAGUACUGACAUUAGGCUCUCAGUGCCCUCAGACACAGAGAGUGAA
This is a messenger RNA of Seriola dumerili (greater amberjack), 4941 nucleotides long. It is a transcript of the gene wdfy1, whose product is annotated as WD repeat and FYVE domain containing 1. The record is from RefSeq and is a predicted model, not a curated record. Lineage: Eukaryota; Metazoa; Chordata; Actinopteri; Carangiformes; Carangidae. The transcript is spliced from 12 exons. Gene Ontology annotation, molecular function: protein binding; metal ion binding. The coding region runs from base 38 to 1270 and encodes 410 amino acids.